AUGGAAAUGAUUAACGAAGAAUUGGAAAAUGAUUUGUCAGCGAUCGGUCUCCAUACAGAUGACAAUGACGGACUAUCAACAACUACAACCACGACAACUAACUCAUCAAAUAUGUUAGUUGAUAAUAAUAAUAAUAAUAAUAAUAAUAAUAACAAUAGUACGAGUAAUAACUCUACAUAUUCAUUAAGUAAUGAUCAACAACAAAAUAAUGGAGGGUAUAAUGAUAAUUACACUGUUAACACAGAUAAAUAUUUAAAUGAAAUAGAUGAGGAAGCAUUAGAACAAAAUGAAACAGAGGCAUAUGAUUAUAGUGAUCGCGAGAACACUCAAGAUGUCGAUGGAGAAGAGAAACAAGAUGAAAAAAACUAUUAG
Molecule: messenger RNA, 372 nt
Organism: Heterostelium album PN500
Lineage: Eukaryota; Evosea; Eumycetozoa; Acytosteliales; Acytosteliaceae
Exons: 2
Coding region: 1-372 (123 amino acids)
Source: RefSeq, a predicted model, not a curated record